UCACAUCUUAGUGGGCCGGGCCGAUGAUUACCCGCUGCUUGUCGAGGUCCGGUCCACAUUAGCAGCCCAUCGUUUGAAGUAUAAGUCAGUCUGCUUUUGUUACGCUGUAAAACUGAUUGUCUGUUGUCAAACUCUCAGACCGGGGAGGGAGGGUGCAUUGAUGGAACUGACGCCUGUCCUUGCGCCCUAUUGUGAGGACACCGACAGACUUGCGAUCUGUGCAAUCUUGUGGCCAGUCCUACUUCCAGGGUGCCAUGCGGAGCUGCCGUUCAAACGCAAAAGCAACUUAGCAUACAAACGUCCCGGUCUUGAUGGCGGGGACCUCACGACACAUCCGAAACCCAUGCUCUUCCUGUCUUGGUGGAAAUAUGGUUUCGAGGGCUGUCACGCCGGGGGGCAGCGGUCCGCUCGUCACCGCUCACAUUGAAACACAGCAAGUGGGGCUCAUAUUCUAUCGAGAACGAGACAAACGGCGUUG
Pseudovirgaria hyperparasitica is the source of this 478-nucleotide messenger RNA. RefSeq lists its product as uncharacterized. Lineage: Eukaryota; Fungi; Ascomycota; Dothideomycetes; Acrospermales; Acrospermaceae. The coding region runs from base 161 to 427 and encodes 88 amino acids. The transcript has a single exon. The record is from RefSeq and is a predicted model, not a curated record.